AUGGCUCAGUAUGACCAACUGGAGGAUAAAGACUCGCUGGAUAUUCACAACGGUCCACACACACACACACACAUACUGCUCACUGUCUGUCAUCCUCAGGUGUAUUUUGUGUAUGAUGAAGAGGUUGAAGAAGAAGAAGAAGCUCCUCCUCCUCCCACCCCUGAGCCAGUUGUCCAGGUAAACGAAAGACCACACAAAUUCAAGGACCACUACUGCAAGAUACCGAAGUUUUGUGACGUCUGCGCACGAAUGAUUGUUCUGAAUAAUAAAUUUGCCCUGCGAUGCAAAAAUUGCAAGACAAACAUUCACUUGGGGGCUAUGAUGAUGAUGAUGAUCGAAGAGGAGGAAGCUCAACAGCCGAAAGAUGAUGAAGAGGGAGUUGAGGGAAAACAAGAUGGCGAUAAGAAAGACAAGACAGCAGCAGAUGACAAAAACAAGAAGCAGCAACAGACAUUCAGUCAGUCUCAUUAUUAUCUGGCUCUAUAUCGCUUCAAAGCCAUCGAGAAAGAUGAUCUGGACUUCCAUCCAGGAGAUCGGAUCACAGUACUGGAUGACUCUAAUGAGGAGUGGUGGAGGGGUAAGGUUGAUGAGAAGACGGGCUACUUGCCUAUGACAUACAUUAUCAGGGUACGUGCAGGCGAGCGGGCGUAUAAAGUGACACGCUCCUUUGUGGGAAACAGAGAGAUGGGUCAGAUCACCCUGAAGAAAGAUCAGAUUGUGGUGAAAAAAGGAGAGGAGGUGAAUGGGUAUCUGAAGGUGAGCACUGGACGAAAACUGGGCUUCUUCCCUGCGGACUUGCUACAAGAGAUCUGAAUGUAUGUCAUCGUCUGACAAUGAUGAAUCAUGAGAAGGUUGGACAG
This is a messenger RNA of Xyrauchen texanus (razorback sucker), 860 nucleotides long. RefSeq names its product SH3 and cysteine-rich domain-containing protein 3-like. Gene Ontology annotation, molecular function: protein binding. The record is from RefSeq and is a predicted model, not a curated record. Gene Ontology annotation, biological process: skeletal muscle contraction; positive regulation of voltage-gated calcium channel activity; positive regulation of protein localization to plasma membrane. Bases 1 to 813 code for a protein of 270 amino acids. Lineage: Eukaryota; Metazoa; Chordata; Actinopteri; Cypriniformes; Catostomidae. The transcript is spliced from 10 exons. Gene Ontology annotation, cellular component: extrinsic component of cytoplasmic side of plasma membrane.